GCAUGCGUGUCAGUGGCGUUUGCAGCGGACCGGGCUGGCAGUUCCUUCCUCGGAAGGAAAGAUUCCUCUGCCAUGGAGUCCUACGAUGUGAUCGCCAACCAGCCUGUUGUGAUCGACAAUGGAUCCGGCGUGAUUAAAGCUGGUUUUGCUGGUGAUCAGAUCCCCAAAUACUGCUUUCCAAACUAUGUGGGCAGACCCAAGCAUGUCCGUGUCAUGGCAGGAGCCCUCGAAGGUGACAUCUUCAUUGGCCCCAAAGCUGAGGAGCACCGAGGGCUGCUGUCAAUCCGCUACCCCAUGGAACAUGGCAUCGUCAAGGACUGGAAUGACAUGGAGCGCAUCUGGCAGUAUGUCUAUUCUAAGGACCAGCUGCAGACCUUCUCAGAGGAGCAUCCUGUGCUCCUGACUGAGGCGCCUUUAAACCCUCGGAAAAACCGGGAACGAGCUGCAGAAGUUUUCUUCGAGACCUUCAACGUGCCAGCUCUCUUCAUCUCCAUGCAAGCUGUGCUUAGCCUUUAUGCCACAGGCAGAACCACGGGCGUGGUGUUGGAUUCUGGGGAUGGUGUCACCCAUGCAGUCCCGAUUUAUGAAGGCUUCGCCAUGCCUCACUCCAUCAUGCGCAUCGACAUUGCUGGCCGAGACGUCUCCCGCUUCCUCCGCCUCUACCUACGUAAGGAGGGCUAUGAUUUCCACUCCUCCUCCGAGUUUGAGAUUGUCAAGGCCAUAAAGGAAAGAGCCUGCUACCUGUCCAUAAACCCCCAGAAGGAUGAGACACUGGAAACCGAGAAGGCCCAGUACUACCUGCCCGAUGGCAGCACCAUUGAGAUCGGCCCUUCCAGGUUCCGGGCCCCUGAGCUGCUGUUCAGGCCAGACUUGAUUGGCGAGGAGAGUGAGGGUAUCCAUGAGGUCCUGGUGUUUGCCAUCCAGAAGUCUGACAUGGACUUACGGCGUACGCUUUUUUCCAACAUCGUCCUCUCAGGAGGUUCUACCCUGUUCAAAGGUUUUGGUGACAGGCUACUGAGUGAAGUGAAGAAACUAGCUCCGAAAGACGUGAAGAUCAGGAUAUCUGCACCCCAGGAGAGGCUGUACUCCACGUGGAUUGGAGGCUCUAUCCUUGCUUCCCUGGACACCUUUAAGAAGAUGUGGGUCUCCAAGAAGGAGUACGAAGAAGACGGUGCCCGAUCCAUCCACAGGAAAACCUUCUAAUGCUGAGACACCACCUUCACCUCUCUCUGAAGUUAACUCCACUUGAAAACUCGCUUUCUGGA
Molecule: messenger RNA, 1265 nt
Organism: Arvicola amphibius (Eurasian water vole)
Lineage: Eukaryota; Metazoa; Chordata; Mammalia; Rodentia; Cricetidae
Gene: Actr1a
Product: actin related protein 1A
Exons: 11
Coding region: 73-1203 (376 amino acids)
Source: RefSeq, a predicted model, not a curated record